AUUUUUGGGCCUUAGACAUAAUUUUUAAUUUUUUUAAGAACGACCUAAUUAUUUCUUUAAUCGGCAGCAGUAAUACAGUCAUAAUUUCUCUCCUCCCUCUUCCAUCAGACUCAACUCAUGGAUCGCGAAGCAGUGUUUGAGUUCCUUGGACAAGUCCCGUUGCUGCAGAGACUCCCCAGUUCUUCACUUAAGAAGAUCUCUGAGCUCGUAAGGAUCAAGCGUUACGAUCCUGGUGAAUAUGUUGUUCGAGAGGGGGAAGUUGGGGAGGCACUUUACAUUAUUUGGGAGGGUGAGGCUGAAGUUUCCGAAUCUCUGAAUAGGGAGGACGGGGAGCUUCAAUUGAAGAAAUAUGAUUAUUUUGGUGGUACUAACGAUUCUGUCCAUCAAGUCAAUGUAAUUGCAUUGUCUAAGCUCACAUGCAUCGUGCUGGAGCAUGGACAUAGAAUUCUGUUGGAACCAAGAUCAAUAUGGAAUGCAGAGGGAACUCCUAAUGACUUCUCACUAGCCGAGCAGAUAUUACAAUUGGAGCCUCUAGAAGUCGAUUUAUUUCGUGGUAUCACUCUGCCAGAUGCUCCACUUUUCAGACAAGUUUUUGGUGGACAGUUAAUCGGACAGGCAGUGGCAGCAGCGUCUAAGACCGUGGAUUGUCUAAAAUUGGUACACAGUCUGCAUGUUUCUUUUAUUGUGGCUGGUGAUAAUAAUGCCCCAAUUAUAUAUCAAGUUCACCGUGGACGUGAUGGUAGAAGCUUUGCAACCCGGCAAGUUGAUGCAAAACAACAUGGUGUUGUCAUAUUCAGUUUGAUUGUAUCAUUUCAGAAAGAAGAAGUAGGUUUUGAACAUCAAGAAAGUUUAAUGCCUCAGGUUCCAGCUCCAGAGACAUUACCAUCAAUGGAAGAGCUACGAGACAGACACCUCACUGAUCCUCGUCUUCCAAUAUCUUACCGAAAUAGGGUUGCUAAAAAAAGAUUUGUUCCAUGGCCCAUAGAGAUACGAUUUUGUGAUAUCAAUCCUCCUAGUCCUCUUCCACCACGUUCAAAUUAUUGGUUUAGAGCAAGAGGAAAGCUUUCUGAUGACCCAGCUUUGCAUAGAUGUGUUAUAGCAUAUGCUUCAGAUUUUAUAUUUGGCGGUGUUAGUCUAGAUCCUCACCGCCGGAAGGGUCAGAAGACAACAUCACUCAGUUUGGAUCAUGCGAUGUGGUUCCAUAGGCCUGCCAGAGCGGAUGACUGGCUGCUAUAUGUGAUAGAGGGCUACAAUGCCUAUGGGGGCCGUGGAUUUACUUAUGGUCGCAUGUUUAAUCGCCAAGGAGAGCUUAUUGUAUCAUCAACUCAAGAGGCUCUUAUUAGGAAGUGGAUGCCAAGAAACAAGGAUCCUAAACCAAAGCUUUAAGAGCUCAUAUGUAGGCACAAGCAAGGUUGUCUUUGUAUUCUGUAGAAAAUAUUACUGUCUGCUCGUCAACACUGGUUUGACUCGUAUCAUUUUAUUCAGGAUUGCUGAUGCUUGUACAGGCUGAUGCCACCAAUAUUUAUUUGCUUGUUCAUCGUUAAGUUACUCAAGUUACUUGAUUAAGGAUUGUAAUGUUGAAGGAUUGAUCUCUGUGAAACCCGCAUUUGCAUCCUCAUUAAAGUUCUGUACUUUGUAUUUUGCUC
Messenger RNA from Asparagus officinalis (garden asparagus), 1646 nucleotides. Its product is annotated as acyl-coenzyme A thioesterase 8-like. Gene Ontology annotation, biological process: acyl-CoA metabolic process; fatty acid catabolic process. NCBI's taxonomy places the organism in Eukaryota, Viridiplantae, Streptophyta, Magnoliopsida, Asparagales, Asparagaceae. The coding region runs from base 118 to 1386 and encodes 422 amino acids. The record is from RefSeq and is a predicted model, not a curated record. The transcript has 17 exons. Gene Ontology annotation, molecular function: fatty acyl-CoA hydrolase activity.